This is a messenger RNA of Aureobasidium vineae, 1071 nucleotides long. The record is from the annotation of a GenBank genome assembly. NCBI's taxonomy places the organism in Eukaryota, Fungi, Ascomycota, Dothideomycetes, Dothideales, Saccotheciaceae.
AUGUUUGGUUUCGUAGCUGAUAUACUCACGUACGAGAAGCAGCUUCUCAUCCUGAUGGUCCUCACUAACGCUCUCACAGUNUCGGUGACCUCGAUCCUCUUUCCCAUCUUCGCAUCGUACAAGGCGCUGCGCAGCUCAGACCCAGCGCAGCUAGCGCCAUGGCUCAUGUACUGGACCACCCUCUCACUCGCCCUCGCCGCUGAAUCCUUCCUCUAUCCUAUCCUCAGCUGGGUACCCUUCUACUCGUGGAUCCGUCUCGGCGCUCACCUCUACCUCGUGCUGCCCGGCCAGCAAGGCAGCGUCUUUGUCUACCAGAAAUACAUUCACCCCUUCCUCUACGAGCACGAGCGCGAAAUCGACCGCUUCAUCACCAACAGCCAUGAGAAAGCAAAAGCAGCCGGUCUGCAAUACCUCAAGCAAGGUCUCGAGUGGGUCAAAGUUAACCUCCUCGGUCUGCAACCUCGUCGUCCCACUCCUCCCGCUAGCAGACAGGUGAGCUACAGCCAAGCUCUGUACAACCGCUUCGUCAUGCCCUCUGCUCGUCCCGAAGGAUACAGCGGUCCUGGAACCUCGCAAUCUGCCCCCGGUGCUAACGACUUGUUCUCCAUGCUCGGCAAUGUGAUGGCUCAAGCUGCAGGUCCCGGCGGCGCAAAUCGUUCUCGUGAUGCACAAGCCGAAGACCUCAGCGCCAGCGGCAACCUCGUGCCCCCGCACAUGUCUGGCGACGAACGCAACGCCUACAUUUCCACACAAAAAGACCGCCUGCGCACUCUUCUCCAGGCCUUUGACAACGAAGCCUCUCGCGAACACACUCCCGUCUCUUCUCCACCUUAUCCCACCGACGAUGGUCCCGGCCCAAACUUCCAAGACUACCUCAAACCUGUUGCUGAAGGCUUGCUCAACAGAAGCAAAAGUGAGGCUGAGUUUGAGGAUCUGGGAUAUGAGCACGUGCCUACAGGAAGCAACAAGCCCAGCCCUAGACUUCACGACAGAAGCGGUAGUUGGAGCAAGUGGGUCUGGGGCAACUAUGGCGAAAAGGACUCUGCUGCUGGUCAGAAGAAGAAUGAUUGA